UGGUUCCGUAACCGGGUGGAUCGUGUCCUAAGUUGGCAGGACUGGAAAGCCGCCAUAUUGGAUGCUUUUCCGAGGACGACGGAGUUCCAUUCACAGUUGCGUGCUGUCUCUGCCCGUAAGAAAAAAAACCGGAAGAGACGUAUAUGGAAUACUUCCGUGACGUGGUCAGCUUGUGUCAGUCCAUAGGGAUUGAUAUUAAACAAACGGUGUCGUGCCUAAUUGGAGGACUGCCCGCACAUCUCCAACCAAAUGCGGACACCGUGGACUGGAAAACCCCGACGGAACCUUACAACAGGUUCCUGUCAAAAUUAGACGCCAGGACCACGGAAGGCAGUUCGACUUCUCACAAAAGGCCGUCGCCGCGCUCCCGUCCACACCCGUCGCCGCGACGCCAUCAACAAAACCGGAGCCAUCCCUUCCAGGGGCCGAGUACGCGUCUAUCGUUCCAUGAACAAGGCCGCCGCAGAGACAAGAGGACGACUGACGAUGUUGAAUCAAGGCGACUAUCCGGGUCGGAUCUCAAACGUUGUUUUAACUGCCAGGAAGUAGGUCACAUAAGUCGCAACUGCCCACGAUCCAGAACCAAUGACGUCUGUCGCCUUUGCAAGGAACGGGGACAUUACGCGGAGAGGUGUCCUAAGAGGAGAGACGUUAAACCGCGAUUCGAUUUACAGCGAAUCAACGUCCUCCAAAUGUCUGUGCCUGGCUAUCGCAAAUGGGGCGUUACACCAGAAGGGAACGGGUUAUCCGUGUACUUGGACACUGGUAGCGAGUGUAACGUAAUCUCGUCAGAAUGCGUGAAGAGAAUCGGACUUCAAACUAAACCUGUACAAGCGACACUGUCCGGUUUCGGGGGCGGCAGGACAGACGCCAACAGGCAGACCCAGCUAGUAGUAACUGUCGACCGAUGCCAGUUGACGGUGGAUGCAGUUAUUGCGUCCAUACAUCUUCCGAACGUAGAUUUGCUGAUCGGUCAACCAGUGCUGAACGAUGGGCAUACCCAUAUGGAGGUGAAAGGCCAGGAAGUAACCUUGUCCUGUUCCACGGACCAGGAGGCGCAGGCAGAAAUGGACGUCCAACUGGAGCGGGAACUUCACCUUGGACCAGGUGCCACCCGGAUGGCAUUGGUUCGCUUGCUUGGACGCCAUCAAGGAGAGACCACGAUUCCUGCCAGGAUCUUGGAUGAUCACCGACAACCACUGGCCAUGUCCAACGUUAGAUUCCACUCGGACAGCGACCAGGCAACGGUGCGUUUGACUAACCUGUCACAGAGUGAGGUCACCAUCUGCGAAGGAACCAGUCUGACCGAGGUACACCGGAGAAAGGCGCCCGAAAACAACGAAGUCGAGGAUGGCCGAAUGUUACGAAAACUUGACGGAUCGGCGGUCCGUUACUAAUUUGCGCCAUCUCGACGUCGGAGGGGUUGAUCAGGGAGACCGCACAGAAUCCGUGAGGGAGCCGGAGGGUAGAACGGACAGUACCGUACGCGUAAUCCGAGAGAGGGCGGAAGUACCACCCACACAAGAGGGCGCGUUG
This is a messenger RNA of Aethina tumida (small hive beetle), 1536 nucleotides long. RefSeq lists its product as uncharacterized. The coding region runs from base 144 to 1397 and encodes 417 amino acids. NCBI's taxonomy places the organism in Eukaryota, Metazoa, Arthropoda, Insecta, Coleoptera, Nitidulidae. The record is from RefSeq and is a predicted model, not a curated record. The transcript is spliced from 2 exons. Gene Ontology annotation, molecular function: zinc ion binding; nucleic acid binding.